This is a messenger RNA of Salarias fasciatus (jewelled blenny), 1076 nucleotides long. RefSeq names its product jumping translocation breakpoint (gene jtb). Gene Ontology annotation, biological process: mitotic cytokinesis. Gene Ontology annotation, cellular component: midbody; centrosome; spindle. The coding region runs from base 310 to 759 and encodes 149 amino acids. The transcript has 6 exons. The record is from RefSeq and is a predicted model, not a curated record. Lineage: Eukaryota; Metazoa; Chordata; Actinopteri; Blenniiformes; Blenniidae.
GUGCAUCGGAAGUGUCUGCGGUGUUUUCUUCGGUUCUCAUCGGUUCUGAAGUCUGUCGGGACGGUACGGUGACGGAGAGCGCAGCUCCGGUUCACGCUCAGCCGGUUCUGACCCGGUUCUGACCCGGCUCCUGCGUUGAGCCAAACUGGCGGCAGUGUCUGUGAGCUGCUCAGGGCUGGUGUUUCAGGAUCCAGCGGCUGGAGGAGCACUCCACAGGUGAACGCACCCUCAGCCGUCGCCGCGGUAACCGUCAGUGAUCUGGUGGCAGCGGGCGGCGCCGUGGCGACCUGCUGCGCUCGUCUCAGACUGAUGGAGAGCGACUGCCGGCUGCCCGGCUCCUGCUGCCGUCCCCGAGUCCUUGUCCUCCACGCGCUGUUCUGGGGACUCGUCUCCCUGCGAGUUUUUGGAGCAGCACUGCUCAGUGAGGAGAAAAUGUCAGUGAAACCUGCUGUCACCCCCUGCUGGCUGCUGGAGGACUUCGUGGUGACGGAGGAGUGCGUCCGCUGCAGCGACUUCAACGCGAAGUCUCAGUUGGCGUGCAAACAGACGGGAUACGUGGAGCGAGUGAACUGCAGCAGGACACACCGAGACGAGUACCGCAGCUGUCGCUCCUCCCUGAUGGAGGAGCAUCUCUUCUGGAAGUUCGAGGCGGCCAUGUUGGCUCUGACGGCUCUGUUCUCCAUCCUGGUCAUCGUCCGGCAGCGCUCUCUGGACCGCCUCGCCUCUGAGAAGGUCCGCCGCCAGAUCGAGUCCAUUUAGAACCGCCUGAGGAUCAGGACCAGGGUCUGGACCCGGUGAAGUUGACUGUGAGCAGAUGUGACCGGUCUGGGUCAUGUGGUCCAGGUUUGGAUCCUUCUUCCUGACUGGGUGAGAUCCCAGCUGCCUGGACUCGGAUUGGCUCCUGCUCUGGACCCUGGACUCUGAUUGGCUCCUGCUCUGGACCCUGGACUCUGAUUGGCUCCUGCUCUGGACCCUGGACUCUGAUUGGCUCCUGCUCUGGAUGCAGAGGAGCAGCAGGAGGCGCUGUCUCUGUUUUUGUGUUAAUAUUAAUAAAAACUUUACUUUGUUUCGCUGCA